This is a messenger RNA of Folsomia candida, 2630 nucleotides long. RefSeq lists its product as uncharacterized. NCBI's taxonomy places the organism in Eukaryota, Metazoa, Arthropoda, Collembola, Entomobryomorpha, Isotomidae. The transcript is spliced from 5 exons. The record is from RefSeq and is a predicted model, not a curated record. Bases 132 to 2498 code for a protein of 788 amino acids.
UGGUCAACGAUUGAUAACACAAACACACUUGGGCCAAUUUUUGAACUGCUGUGCGGAUAAGAAUUUUGUAAUUACACAUCAUUUGUUUGUAAAAAAAUCCCAUUGUUCACGAGUGGAAGGAAGAAUAAGUCAUGGAGAAGGAUACAGGAGCUACGAAGCCUAAACCUACAACUACGACCAAAAAGGAGAAAAAGAUGACCAACGCCGGUCCCAUCGUUAGUAUAUCUGACCACGAAGCCAGCGAAAUAGUCAAGGAAAAGGAGAGACCAAAAGUCAAGUCGGUGACCACUAUUAAACUGAAACAAAAGGGGCGGCAUGGAAAAAAGUCAGUGGUCACCGACUUGGACGAAUAUGGAAGGGAUGACAUUUCCAAAGAAUCGCAAGCAUCCAGCAGCAGACCCAGCACGCAGGAUGCCAGAAUUCACAGAAGAAAAAGCCACCACAGUAACAAUGUCACUGUGAUAUCCUCCCCACCAGAGAAUCCAUUGCCACCACUGGUCCCCCCCAUUGAUCCAGACGCAGAGAGCAGUGCGGCCGAAGCGGUACAAGAAUUUUGGGACACUGCGUGGACAAUUUGUGCCGAGCGGUUUUAUCACGAAAAUGCGGCCAAAACAUUUUGCAUUUUGGAUUUGAGAGACACGUGGUUAAGAAUUAUGGAGAUGGAGUGGUUGGACGUGGAUAUGCUAAAAACUCAGCAAAAUAACCAAUUACCUAGAGCUAUGUUCAUGCCCGAUGAGCCUCUCUUACCGUUGGAGCCUGACACAUGGACUCGUGGCGGACUAGAAGAGUUUCCAGCGGAGAAAAGAGAGUCAAUCCUGGAUCCAUUUCUGAGAGAUUAUUCUAAAAUACCUGACACAAUUCGGAAGGAGUUCUCGUGGAUUAACGGAGACUUGUUACUUGGACCAGACGUCUCAGAAACCUCCACCGUCGAGCUGCCAAUUAUAGCGGAAUCUAAAAAGUCUAUACAUAUUGAAAAUAUUGAGAUCAACGAUGAACCCGAAGGUGAGAUUGUUGAAACGGUGAAUGAAAUCAAGGACAAUGAAGUCAAAACCGAAGAGAGAAAAGACAUCGUCUCAAAAUCUAGCGCAAAACAAAAGUUAUUUAAUAAACCAGGCGAGAAGAAAACUGUUGUCGAAAAACCAAAAAAAGUCAAGCCGGAGAAAUUUACAAACAAGCCACAGAAAUCGAAAAAGAAGGCAAGCUUGUCUCAAUUUAAGCCGAGGGACAAUAGAAAGAGCAAAAUCCCCAGACCCGUUAAUACCACACAAAAAAGUCUGGUGGAUGACACCGAAGUGAAAGCAUUGAAAUUAAUUUCCUUGGUCGAGGAACAACAACUUGUUGUUCCAACAAAUUCUGAAACAUCGUCAAUGCACGAGUUUGAUGAAAAUGAAGACGAUCAACUUGAGGCACCCAGCAGCACCCAGUUUGACAACGACACUGCGACAACUUUCCCAAUCACGCCCGAUUUAUUAAGCGAGGAAAUUCUGGUCAUAAAACCAGAAAAAUCCUUGUCCAAAUCAAUCUCGUCCGAACAGCGGCUGAAAAGCGUUUUUGGACCAAGACGGCUAGAAUCAACCAGCAGUGUGGACAUUGCUGACUAUUACAACUCAAUGGGGAUGAAACCUUGGAAGCCUGAAGACUGUGGGGUUUGGACGGGAAAAGGCCACGGAAUUUUUCGGUUGCCAAACCAAACCACUAAUAAGGCCCUUAGACUCGCUUUCCAUAACGCGUCCAUGGGCUCUAAACCUGGGGAUGGAGUUGAAGCCGGCGCAUUGGACCUGACCCAUUUGACGGAUACUCACAAACAUGGAGAACAUGUGGAUAUGAGACUUUCCAGAAAUCCAAGCCAGAUGAAUAAUUCAGAAUCACGUGCAGAUUUUAUGCGGUAUAAAUCUUUAAAAUCCGUGAGCAUGGGAAAGAUUGGGCAAGUUCACGGACUGCAGAAACUUACUCCCAGCGAGAGGCACUUUUUCGACCACAAGAUGCAUGUUUUUCGGAUCAAAUUAUUGCGUCAAAGUCAAUUAAAAGAACAUGGCGAAAUUUCCACAGACGACGGUGCUGCUAACGAGAUGAAACAGGUCGAAGUAGAUGUCACAAGUGACGUCUCCACCACGAAUGACAUUUCAAAUCAAAGAUCAAAAUCCAUAAUUGACACUGAAAAAAAGGCGGUGCCGAAGCGGAUCACUAUUGUUGACCCCAUUACUGGACGGACAACAAACCGUAGACAGACGCAGAGGGGGAGCACGAUGAGGAAAUCAGAGCUGCAAAGCAUCACCCCAAAUCAAGAUGACGAUUUCUUGACCCGUCUUGCAGCAAAAGGAGUCAUAGUGCCAGCCCUUGCUUCAAAUGAUAACCUUCCAGAAAUUCAGAGGACCAAGAAAAUGCUGAUGAGACAUUCUUUGUUCACUUCGAAGAGCAAGCGACAAGUAGCUUUACUAUAUUCGCAACUCAACAUAGAUGGUGAAAAAUCCCUACAGAAAUUAGUACCCAAUGAUUAGCUACAUGUAUGUUACAUACUUAUGUACAUACAGUAUGUACAUAAGUAUGUACCUCUAUAUGUUCCUUGUGGUCUUUUUGUCCAGUAUUAUUUAUUAUGACUCACCACAUUUACUUGUGGAAAUUUUGCAAGU